AUGGGUGCCGUCGUCUCUUGCAUCCAAAGCGUCUUCCGCGCCAUCGGAAGCUGCCUCAUGGCCAUCGUCAACGCAAUCGGUUCGAUCUGCCACGCCAUCAUCAGCGGCGUUGUCACCGUGAUUGACGUUCUCAUCUCCUGCCUCACCUGCGGUUACUGUGGAAAACGUCGACGCGGACGACGAUCGGCAGUCUGA
Penicillium antarcticum is the source of this 195-nucleotide messenger RNA. RefSeq lists its product as uncharacterized. The transcript has 2 exons. NCBI's taxonomy places the organism in Eukaryota, Fungi, Ascomycota, Eurotiomycetes, Eurotiales, Aspergillaceae. Bases 1 to 195 code for a protein of 64 amino acids. The record is from RefSeq and is a predicted model, not a curated record.